AUGCGACCCAGGGGGCCUGGAGCAUCUGCAGAAGAUGGUCUCUCUGCUGUUCCUGGCGACAUCACUCCCGCAGUGCGUCCUCACCGGCUGCUUGCGCUGAGGAGCAGCAUCUACUCCUUCGUCACCAGCGCUCGUGCCCGCACCAAGUUUUACACGGACCCCGUGGAGGCCGUGAAGGACAUCGCCGAUGGAACGAAGAUCAUGGUCGGCGGCUUUGGGGUCUGUGGGAUUCCCGAGAACCUAAUAGGGGCGCUGCUCAAGACCCGCGUGAGGAACUUGACCGUGGUCAGCAGCAACGUGGGCAUGGACAACUUUGGGCUGGGCCUUUUACUGGGGACCAAGCAGAUCACCCGCAUCAUCUGCUCCUACGUGGGCGAGAACCUGCUCUGUGAGCAGCAGUUCUUGGCGGGAGAGCUGGAACUGGAGAUGACGCCCCAGGGCACCCUGGCCGAGCGCAUCCGCGCCGGCAGGGCGGGGGUGCCGGCCUUCUACACGCCCACGGCCUACGGGACCCUGGUCCAGGAAGGAGGCGCCCCCAUCAGGUACGACCAUGACGGCCACAUCGCCAUCAUGAGUCAGCCCAGAGAGGUGAGGGAGUUUCACGGGCAGCACUAUCUCUUGGAGCGCGCCAUCACGGCGGAUUUUGCUUUGGUGAAAGGGUGGAAGGCCGACCGUGCGGGGAACGUCAUCUUCAGGAAGAGCGCCAGGAAUUUCAACGUGCCCAUGUGCAAAGCUGCGGAAAUCUCAGUGGUGGAGGUUGAAGAAAUCGUGGAUGUGGGGUCGUUUGCCCCAGAAGACAUUCAUGUUCCUCACAUUUAUGUAGAUCGUGUGAUCCAGGGGAAGAAGUAUAAGAAAGUAAUUGAGCACUUAACAAUCCGGAAAGAGGAAGAUGAAAAACCCAAGUCUUCAGAUGACAUAAGAACACGAAUCAUCAAACGGGCAGCUCUGGAAUUUGAGGAUGGCAUGUACGCCAACUUGGGCAUAGGAAUCCCCCUUCUGGCCAGCAACUACAUCAGCCCCAAUUUAACUGUUCACCUUCACAGCGAAAACGGAAUCCUGGGCCUGGGUCCGUUCCCACUGACAGAGGACGAGGCCGAUGCAGAUCUCAUCAACGCGGGCAAGCAAACAGUCACCAUUCUUCCCGGGGGCUGCUUCUUCUCCAGCGACGACUCGUUUGCCAUGAUCCGAGGGGGACACCUCCACCUGACCAUGCUGGGAGCCAUGCAGGUCUCCAGGUACGGUGACCUGGCCAACUGGAUGAUCCCCGGGAAGAAGGUGAAGGGGAUGGGGGGUGCGAUGGAUCUGGUGUCCAGCGUCAAGACCAGAGUGGUGGUCACCAUGGAGCACUGCAACAAGGCCAAGGAGCCCAAGAUCCUGGAGAAGUGCACGAUGCCCCUGACUGGGAAGCGGUGCGUGGACCGAAUCAUCACGGAAAAGGCCGUGUUCGACGUGCACAAGAAGAAAGGCCUGAUGCUGGUUGAGCUCUGGGAAGGCCUGACCGUGGAGGACAUCCGAAAGAGCACCGGGAGCACCUUCGCCGUCUCGCCCGACGUCAGGCCCAUGCAGCAGGUGGCACCCUGA
Artibeus jamaicensis (Jamaican fruit-eating bat) is the source of this 1581-nucleotide messenger RNA. RefSeq names its product succinyl-CoA:3-ketoacid coenzyme A transferase 2, mitochondrial-like. The transcript has a single exon. Gene Ontology annotation, biological process: ketone body catabolic process. The record is from RefSeq and is a predicted model, not a curated record. Gene Ontology annotation, molecular function: succinyl-CoA:3-oxo-acid CoA-transferase activity. The coding region runs from base 1 to 1581 and encodes 526 amino acids. Gene Ontology annotation, cellular component: mitochondrion. Lineage: Eukaryota; Metazoa; Chordata; Mammalia; Chiroptera; Phyllostomidae.